GAAAAAACGUUCCUGAUACUGAAACCCUAGAAGGGAGAAGUCAGAGAGCCUGAUUAUCUCUGUGAAACCCUAGCAGCUUUCAUCAGCAGCCAUGGUGGGAAGAACUGUGAAGGAUGUUUCGCCUCACGAGUUUGUGAAGUCUUACUCUGCCCAUCUCAAGAGAUCCGGAAAGAUUGAGCUUCCUAAAUGGGUAGAUCUAGUGAAGACUGGCACAUUCAAGGAGCUCGCUCCGUAUGACCCUGAUUGGUACUUCAUCAGGGCUGCAUCUAUGGCCAGGAAAAUUUACCUUAGGCAAGGUAUUGGCGUGGGGGGCUUUCAGAAGAUCUAUGGUGGCCGCAAGAGGAACGGAAGCUGCCCUCCCCACUUUUGCAAGAGCAGUGGAGCUGUGGCUCGUCACAUUCUCCAACAGUUGGAGAAGGUGAAGAUUAUCGAGUUUGAUCCCAAGGGUGGAAGGAGGAUCACCUCAAGUGGCCAAAGGGAUCUUGAUCAGGUAGCAGGGAGGAUUGCGGUUGUCGCUCCUUGAAUUAGCAGCGACUUUUUGUUUGUUCUCUUAUGUUUGGAGUUCCAACUGAAUUUUGUAGGAUUUUUUCAAAACUAAGAAAACAGAGACCUUGGAGAGAUUUAAAAAGUUUUAGUUUACUGUCUUUGCUUAUGUGCUAUUGGAUCAGUUUUUGGAUUUAGUAAUUUUUUUUUGUGAAUGCUUAUGUGAAAAAGCGCAGAUUCUGGUAUAUUGAUGAUUCUGUCAAAUGUUAAACACUGCUGUUCACCAUGCUGUCCGACUUGGAAAUGGCUGAGCCGGAUUGGAACCAGGGUGUUGGCAAUUCCAUAUGUAAAAUCCACAUAAUUCCUCUGCUC
Amborella trichopoda is the source of this 855-nucleotide messenger RNA. Its product is annotated as small ribosomal subunit protein eS19y. Gene Ontology annotation, biological process: translation; ribosomal small subunit assembly. Gene Ontology annotation, cellular component: cytosolic small ribosomal subunit; ribosome. NCBI's taxonomy places the organism in Eukaryota, Viridiplantae, Streptophyta, Magnoliopsida, Amborellales, Amborellaceae. Gene Ontology annotation, molecular function: structural constituent of ribosome; RNA binding. The record is from RefSeq and is a predicted model, not a curated record.